AUGGCGCAGAGCAUUCCCCAGAACGUAAUCGAAGGCUUGCGAACUAUGCUAUCGCUGGGGAGCCAGAACGACAAUGAGACGAGCUCUUCUUCUUCUGGGGGUCUGACGCCCGUGGAUGUGGUUAUCACUAGGAUCAUGCUCACGAAGGGGAAGAAGCUUCCGCCGGGUGUUGUUGAUGUUAUUCUCGACUUUGCGGAGUAUUGGGCGCAUUCGAGUAAUGAGGUUGAUUACAUCGCUGAGCACUCGAGUCCUCUCCGCGUCAACGGCCAAAGCCCCUCUGAAAACAAAUUCCUUCUUCGAUCGUUUCCUGUGGGUCUGACGGGUAUUCAAGGCAAGAAAGCGCUUGCUGAAGUGUUGGCGUAUGAUUUGAACGAGGCCAAGCCGGCGCCUUUGAAGACGGAGCAUGAUGCUUCGUAUUUUUCCAAGCUGGCUGAUUAUCCUACCCCGAAGUUACUCCAUCCUGUGAGAAAGGUGGUCUUUACUAUACGGAGUAAGGAUCAGGGGUGGGGUGGUGAACCAGAUAAUCGACAUACGUAUAACGGGGCAUGGACGUGGUUUGAAGCUGGCCUAGAGAAGUUUGAUGCAGAACAAACUUGUGAUCCAAACUGCACGUACGACGUGCGCUUCAAGUCAGCAUCCUCCGUCGCAUCACCUCUCCCCGUCUGCGCCCUCCGCCCUCUCUAUCCCUCCAUCGUCCCCAAAGGCAGCGACAACUUCGCGUACUCGCAUCCUCUCGCCCACCAAGAGAAGUGGACCAUCGUUCGCAACAAGGCAGCGCACCGCGCCUGGCAAGACCAUGUGAUUACGUGGGCGUGGGACGACGACGCCGAGCCCGACUCUGAAGCUGCUGUCAGGAUGAAGGCUGAGGAGGGGAGGGGCGGGGAGACUGGUGAUGGCUGGUUUGUGAGAGAUCUGAAGAUGGGGGAUGUUGUUACGAUAUGGGCAAAGGCGAGGUUUGGAGGGUGGGUUAAUCAUAUUGAGAAGGUCAAGAUUGAUGUUUAUUGGGCGCCUAAUCUUCAACAGACUUCAGCCAAUCCCGAGCUGCCUCCAAACUAUACACAAGAAAUGAGACUCAUCGCCAACGUCUGCAGAAAUCCAAGAUUUUUACUCUCAGCAACCUGUCUCGUUCACCAAACCCCAGCUCUUCACCACUUCACGCGCACAAUGUCUACCACGCUCAAGAGCCACAACAUCCCUCUCAGUCUUCCCGAUGGACUUUCAGAAGAGCAGCUCACUUCAUUCAAGCCAUUUACUAAUUGGGUCAACACACUCACAAACUCAUUGCGUCUUCAAUCUGAUGAAUCUCACCCCUUCCACAAAGACCCCUACUCUCUGCGCUCAGUUACCAUCCAAUCCUACGAUCUUUUCGGCGCCAAACGCAUCGGCUUCAUAAAGCUCACGGCAACAGUCUCCAACGACUCGGGCGAAACACUCCCAGCAGCCGCACUCCUCCGCGGUCCCAGCGUCGCAAUGCUCUUCAUGCUCAUCCCCUCCGACGUACCCGCCUCAUCCUCAGAGCGCUACGUCGUCCUCACAGUGCAACCCCGCGUUCCCGCCGGCAGUCUGAGCUUCACGGAACUACCAGCGGGUAUGGUCGAUGACGCAGGUAGCUUCGCCGGAGCAGCAGCGCAGGAAAUCAAGGAAGAGCUUGGUGUCACGAUAAAAGAAGAAGAGCUUACGAACCUGGGUGAGCUUGCUACAGCUGGGGAUAGUGAAGAUAUUGCGAGGGCUAUGAGAUGA
Fusarium subglutinans is the source of this 1740-nucleotide messenger RNA. RefSeq lists its product as uncharacterized. Bases 1 to 1740 code for a protein of 579 amino acids. Lineage: Eukaryota; Fungi; Ascomycota; Sordariomycetes; Hypocreales; Nectriaceae. The transcript is spliced from 6 exons. Gene Ontology annotation, biological process: ribose phosphate metabolic process; nucleoside phosphate metabolic process. Gene Ontology annotation, molecular function: ADP-ribose pyrophosphatase activity; ADP-glucose pyrophosphatase activity. The record is from RefSeq and is a predicted model, not a curated record.